Molecule: messenger RNA, 576 nt
Organism: Adineta steineri
Lineage: Eukaryota; Metazoa; Rotifera; Eurotatoria; Adinetida; Adinetidae
Source: the annotation of a GenBank genome assembly
AUGGGUGGUGCUUUCAGUGGUAUACUUGGUCUUGAUUCGGCUAGUGAAAAAUUAUCCGAUGCUCUUCUGCAAGCCGAAGCAAAUGCUACCGGUGAACUACGCAAUGUAGCAUUGACCGCUAUAAACUAUGUUAAGUCGUUUACACCAAUCAUCAGUUUGUUGAUGGUUUUCCUAGCACUAUUAUUACUUGUUGGUAUUUUAUCUAUACUGAAUCGAAUGCUUGCCGAUCUUGAAGUAGAUAAAACUGUUCGUUAUUAUACUGUGUUAGUAAUAAGCAUUCUCCUUUAUAUUUGGUUCGUUGCUAUCCAAGUUAGUGCAGCAGUGAAACAGAAAGGUGCAACUAGCAUAGUUAUUGCAUCCAUGGCUAGUCUAGUUCUAGUGGCUAUGAUCGUCCUGACCAUUCUGUUUGCUCGCCGAGGACGCAACACCAGUCAGAAAAACUCAGAUCUUGCUGGUGAUGAAAUGAAAGACGUCCAGCGUAAGGAUCGACAAAUACAUGAUUCUUCCAAUACUCCGUCUCGACAUUCCAUGGGUAAAAAGAAAAUUUUCACACCAUCUGACAACGCAGAUUAUUGA